GCUCUAGUCUGGAUACUAAAGUUUAUUUCGGCUCACUAUGCCUGUUUAGAAUUUGUAAACCACCAAUGAGAAGUUGACUGGAAAAUCUGAAGUUCUGGGACCUGACGUUUAUUUAUCGAGGGAAACAGAUGUUGUUUUUCUUUUAGAAAUGGGCUCGACAAACUCCACCCUAUCAAAAAUCCCAAACGUCGAAGAACUAAUGCGGGAAACGGGUUUCAGCCCUGCACAUAUAGUUCGACUUUAUGACCGUUUUGAAUCAUUGGACAAGGAGAAGACUGGCCAUCUCCGCCCUGAGGACUUUGGAGCCAUAAAUAGGUUGGCUAUGAACCCCAUUGGGGAUCGGAUCAUUGGCGCCUUCUUCUCUUCAGGACAGGACACAGUGGACUUCCACUCCUUCGUCAGGAUCCUGGCCCACUUCCGGCCUGCGGAAAACAACCGUCCCAGAGAUCCCAGUCUGCCUGAACCUGUCAAUAGCAGGAUCAGCAAACUGAAGUUCGCCUUCCAACUAUAUGACCUGGACAAGGAUGGCAAAAUCUCCAGAGCUGAACUUCUGCAGGUUCUGCGGUCAAUGAUGGAGAUGCAGGUGACUGAGGAGCAGCUGGAGAGCAUUGCUGACCGCACAAUCCAGGAGGCUGACCUGGACAGGGAUGAUGCCAUCUCCUUCGAAGAGUUCCGGAAGUCCCUGGAGAAGGUGAACAUUGACCACAAGAUGAGCAUACGCUUCCUGCGCUAGAACGGCUGCAUUGUGUGAAAGUUUACAGAGAUGUAGGCCUCUCUUGACCCUCCAUGGUAAAACAAGUGCUCUGUGGUUUCAACUGGACAACUGAAAGUAUAUUGUUACUUAAUAUGUAACAUAUUUUACUGCACACUGGACUAUGGGCACCUUGUUCCAAACAAUUAACUGCACUACUGACCUUCUGUAUAUAGUAACUAUGUAGUAACUGCUUUUAUAUAAUAAGGCAGUGAAAUGCCAUUUAGCUGACUAUACUUUUAAAAUAAAACUCUAAUUUGUGGAUUUUGUUAAUUAAGGCUUGAAUAUAAUAAAAUAUCUAGAUGUAGCCAUCGGUGCUCGAUUAUUCAAAGGUAAAGGUGAGAUCAAACUUUAAACGUAUGAAAGCAGAAUAAUGUAAACCUGAAGUAAAUGUAUCUCAGAAAUGUGAUGAUGUAUACACCAACUAUUUACAUGUUAUGUUUUUACUGUUCCAUCACUUGACAUCAAUUGAAGUUAUUCUGGUUAACCCUGAGUAAAAUCAGCUGCUCCAGUAGCAUUCCCUCAAAGGUGUUUUGGUUGUACAUUGCAAUGAUAGUCGUGGUCCACAAGGAGCACAAUGAAUGUACUGAUGAAAGGUAAUAAUCAGGAGAGAGAUAUAAAAUUAUUUAGAGGGUAUUACAUGCAUCAUGGAACUCUGUGAAGACCAUCAUUAGGAGAUAGCAAGACGGCACCACCAGGACAUUACAAAGAUCAGGAUGUCCCUCCAAAAUGGAUGACAUAGAUUCUAUUUUGAGAGAAUGUAAAACUGUUAUAUAAAAUUCAUGAAAUGAAUAAUGUUGAUCCAGACUAAUAAUAAAAACUGACACACUAAAUGAC
Esox lucius (northern pike) is the source of this 1588-nucleotide messenger RNA. It is a transcript of the gene chp2, whose product is annotated as calcineurin-like EF-hand protein 2. The record is from RefSeq and is marked provisional. NCBI's taxonomy places the organism in Eukaryota, Metazoa, Chordata, Actinopteri, Esociformes, Esocidae. Gene Ontology annotation, molecular function: calcium ion binding.